Messenger RNA from Staurois parvus, 371 nucleotides. The record is from the annotation of a GenBank genome assembly. Lineage: Eukaryota; Metazoa; Chordata; Amphibia; Anura; Ranidae.
CACCGAUCAGCAGAAAGAGCCCAUGACGUCGGCUCUGUCAUGUGAUCAGAUGUGUCCAAUCGCAUCUGAUCAGGGGACAUCAGUGUAGCCCCAUCAGUGCCACCUGUCAGUGUCCAUCAAUGCCACCUGCCAGUGCCCAUCAAUGCCACAUCCAUGCCAAAUAUCAGUGCCUACCAGUGCACAUCAAUGCCACAUAUCAGUGCCCAUCAGAGCUGCCUUGCAGUGCCAACUAUCAGUGCCAGUCAGUGCUGCCCAUCAGUGCCGCCAAUCAGUGCCACCUAUCAGUGCCAUAUAUGAGUGCUGCCUUUCAGUGCCCAUCAGUGAUGCCUGUCAAUGCCCAUCAGUGCCACCUACCAGUGCCCUCUCAUCAG